Molecule: messenger RNA, 1528 nt
Organism: Pomacea canaliculata
Lineage: Eukaryota; Metazoa; Mollusca; Gastropoda; Architaenioglossa; Ampullariidae
Exons: 8
Coding region: 392-1396 (334 amino acids)
Molecular function (GO): protein binding
Source: RefSeq, a predicted model, not a curated record
CGAGUGCUGUUUACUGCGCAUGAUUGCUUACACUUCCUGGUAGCUGAAGUCAAUAAUAAUGAGGUUCUUCGUAUACACUACACAACACUGUCGAGCUACGACAAGGGCGCUAUUGUCACACAUGUAUUUAACAGGGAGAGUCUUUGAUUUCUUCUGUCAGACUGAGGUUUCGGUAAAUAUUUUGUAGGAAAGUAAAGGGAAUAGCCUCCGAGGCAGGCAAUACUCAGAUGUCUACACAUGUCCAUCCCUAGUAGAACAUUCUCACUACUUUAGCUGUCUGCAUUGGAAGUGAGGCAGUGGGUGUCCAUAAGUUGUCACGUGUUCAGAGCCAGCAAGGUGAGCCACAUUUUCCAACCAGAUAAGUUCCUGCGAGAAACCCCUCGCCUAGACGAUGGAGAUGGCUGAGGAAAACACCGACGAGCAGGUGAGGGAGCUGGCGCUGUUGCUACAGGGCGGCGACUUCUCACAGGUGGCGCUACAGGCCGUGAUGGACUGUCGUCAGCAGCAGCAGAAGGAUGACACACGGAAUGCUGGGAGGAUGCAGACCUUGCUGCUCCUCCUCACCCAUUACUGCCCGCAGACGCGGGAGGUCAAGGGGUCAUUGCAGUGGAACGUCGCACCAGUGCUUCUGCCCGACACCACACGACUGGGUCACAGGGUGACAGACGAUCGGGCCAGGUUACGUGUGGUGACGUUCCUUGGAAACGUACUGGAGCAUGCGCAGACCAAACUGAUGAUGGAGUCGCAGCAGACGGUGGUGGGUUACGUCUCCGGCGACUGGCCUCGUCUGGAGCGGGUGUUGCGGCAGGCCAUCCAUUGCACGAGAGACACGUACCCGGCUUUUCUGCAGGUGGCGCUGGCAGCGGACAGACUACUCGUGAGGUGUUUCCCCAAAAAAGCAAAGAGGUUCUUGGAGGACAUGGCUCACGCUGCCAAGAUGUUCGGGACGUCACGUGACCAUGCUGUGCUGUGGGGCUUGACGGGAAAUGCUAUGAGCCAAUAUGAAGGCACAGACUGGGACGAGGCUCUUGGCCGAGUGAGAGAUUCCGUCAGCAAACUGUCAGAAGCAGAGCCUUGUGUACAUUACGCGCGCAUGCUGUUUGACCUCGGUCUUAUACACUUCCGCCUGGGUCAACAUGAUGAAGCUUAUAGGUAUCUGAGCAUGGCGAGGAACGUUUCUGAAGACACUGCCCACGGAGACGAUUCACAGGUGGUGUACUUCCCCAUCAGACUUCGCUGCUACCUGUCCAUGCCAUUAAUAUUUAAAGGUAAACUGACAGAGGCAAAGAAUUUGGUGGAAGAAGCUCUGGAGCUGUGUUCCCAGCUGACGACCUAUCAUCCAGACAGAACAACACUGCUUAACAACCUUGGUCUCAUCUACGAAGCGCAGCAGUGAGAAUCAGGACCUGGCGCUGCAUUAUUACCGACAAUCUCUGCAGGAAAGGAGAGGCCUUCCCAGCAUGCCGCCUUCAGACCUGGUUCCUUUGAUUAUCAACGUGGGCAUGCAGUACAGCAGGAGAGGACAUUA